This is a messenger RNA of Brugia malayi, 228 nucleotides long. RefSeq lists its product as uncharacterized. The transcript has 2 exons. NCBI's taxonomy places the organism in Eukaryota, Metazoa, Nematoda, Chromadorea, Rhabditida, Onchocercidae. The coding region runs from base 1 to 228 and encodes 75 amino acids. The record is from RefSeq and is a predicted model, not a curated record.
AUGUUGAUUUCGUUAAAGCUAUGGUCGUUGGUAUUUAUACGCGUCGCACGUAUAUUGUUUACCCAAGACAACAGAAGUAGCAACCGGGAUCACGAGUUCUAUGAAAGUUUCUUGCCUUGCUUUCUGGUGGAAGUUUGCUUCGCUUCGGGAAUAAUUUCCACACGUGCCGUUGAACGGUACGAAUGUGGUGAUUCUGCAAUUCGUAAACUGUAUAUGGUGUAUGGAUAA